AUAUAAAACGUAGAUAAACGUGGUUAUAUAGACAUACAGUAUAACAAGAUAAUAUUAUUUGUUAAUUUGAAAUUUUGCGUAUCGAUUCUACAAUGAAAUUUCUGACAAUUAUUUUCUUUAUUUUGUUUACUGUUGCACUUACCGUUGCCGACGAAGAACCCGAAGAACCCGAAGGAAUAUGUGCCGAAGCACGAAGAAAAUCUUCAGCAAACGAUGCAAAGGUGAAAAUUGUUUACGAAUGCGAAGACGACGACACUUUCGUGGGUCUUCAAUGUUACCAACAUUCGAAAUUCUGCGCGUGUUACAGUCGUGACGGUCAAGCAAUUUCUUCCGCUUCCACUAAACUAAGAAGAUGCGAAUGUCUGCGCGAAGCCGACAUUCAGAUGUCAAAAGAAGGUGAAACGUACGUACCAACCUGCGAGGAAGAUGGAUCUUAUUUUCCGAAACAAUGCGAUGAAGAUAAAUGUUGGUGCGUUAAUUCGCACGGAGAAAAAAUUAGCGAACCUACGACUGGCGAUAUAGAAUGUUAAAUGAAUAUUCUAAUUUACACGUUUAAUUUUAUGGAAGUUUCAAUAAAUAUAAUUUAAUUUGAUUU
This is a messenger RNA of Centruroides sculpturatus (bark scorpion), 595 nucleotides long. RefSeq names its product U24-ctenitoxin-Pn1a-like. The transcript is spliced from 5 exons. Lineage: Eukaryota; Metazoa; Arthropoda; Arachnida; Scorpiones; Buthidae. Gene Ontology annotation, biological process: cell-matrix adhesion. Bases 93 to 530 code for a protein of 145 amino acids. Gene Ontology annotation, cellular component: basement membrane. The record is from RefSeq and is a predicted model, not a curated record.